AAUCAAUGAAAACGAUAAAAUAAGAAAAAUGUAAAAAAUAAUACUUUAUAUUUUUAAUUACAUACUUCUAAAUACAAUCUCUAUCUCUAUCUAUAAACAUAAUAAAAAACAUAAUAAAAAAGAAGAUAUUAAAUCUACAUUAUAUGUUAUCCAUGUUUAUUUUAUUGAGUCGAUACUAAAAAAAAAUAGAUAAAAUGUAAACAUAUUAUAUUUAAGAACGAGCAAAGAAACGAGUUAUUUAUUUAAUAUUAUUAUUAAAUUGUAUAUUUUCUAAUUACUAAUAUAAAUUAUUUAUACAAAUAAAUAAAUUUCUAUAUAAAAAUAGAAUAAAAUAAGAAAAAUGUUUCGAGACACUCCGAAAAUUAUCAUAGAAGAUGCAUCUUCUCCAUCUGCUUCAUAUGUUAUAUAUAUUAAAAUGGAAGAUUUAUUAGAAAAAUUAAAAUUGUUACAUUAUGAUACUGAAUUUUUAUCAGAAUUUAAAAUAAAAGCUAUAAAUAGGAAUUAUUUUGUAACACAAACAAAUCCAGGAGAACAAUUUUAUACAUUUACAUCUUUAGCUGCGUGGCUAAUUAGAAAAGCAGGUGGAAAUUUUGAAGCUCCACAAGAAUCGGAUGACCCUAAUGCUACCAUAGGUUUAAUAUUGGAUCAUUUAAGAGAUACUGAUGUAUCAAUAGAAUUUCCACCUAAUAAGCUUAAACAAGGAAGUGGUGAACAUGCAAUUUAUGUUUUAGAUAAUUUAGCAGAUGGGGCAUUAAAAGCACAAAAAUUUCAAUGGAAAAAAUUAGAAAUAUCACCUGAUGAACCAACUAAUGAACCAGAUAUAGAAGAUGAUGAUGCAGAAUUAAUUUUAGAAAAAGUAGAGGAGGAAAUGAUGGCUGAAUAUGAUGAUGAAGAUGAGGAUAUCUUACAUGUUGAUGAUAUUACAAAACUUUAUGGACAAAACUUUAAUGAAAGUCAGAAACCUGAUGAUAUUUUAGAAUCUAAGACAAAUAGAGAAGAGUGGCAAUUAGAAUUGGAAAGAGUAUUACCUCAACUUAAAGUAACUGUAAAAACAGAUUCAAGAGACUGGAGAUCACAUAUAGACCAAAUGAAACAAUUACGUAUGAAUAUAGCAACAAAUUUAACUGGAGUAAAAAAUCAAUUAGAUAAACUACAUAUUGAUAUAUCUAAUACAUUGGAUAAAAUAAAAACAAGAGAAUCCUAUUUAAAUAGACAACUUGAGCCUAUUUUAAAAGAAUAUCAAAUAUUUCAAGAUGAAUUAUCAAAAAUCAAAGAACAAUAUAGAGAUGUUAGUGGAGGUGUAACUGAAAGGACUAGAAUUUUUAAUAAAUUAUCGGAAGAAUUGGAACAAGUAAAGAAAGAAAUGGAUGAACGAGGAUCAAGUAUGACAGAUGGAACUCCAUUGAUAAAUAUAAAAAAAACGAUUACUAAAAUGAAAAAUGAAAUUUCUGAAAUGAAUGUUCGAAUUGGUGUUUUAGAAUAUAGUUUAAUGUGUGCAAGGAUCCGAGAUCGCACACAAUUGCAAGAAGAUAUAAAUAAUCCAAAUAGCAUUGCGAUAAGUUGAAUGAGUAUCAUAAUAAUUUAAGUAAUUUUUAUUAACAUUGCAUUAAUUGGCAUUGUUAUGAAUGAUAUUUUCAACAAAAUUUAUCAGUAUUGUUUUAUUAUUCUUUUAUUAUAUUUAAAAUAGAUUGUAUAAGAUAUGCCAAAAAUGUUGAAAUUAUCCGUAAAUUGAAAAUUUCUGAGGUAAUUUUAAACAAUAUUUUUCUUUGCCUGAAAUAUCCUUUAAAUAACAAUUAUAUAUAUAAAUUAAUUACAAUUUUUGUUAUGAUUUUGUUAACAAAAAACAUUGACCAAUUAUAAAGUGCAUAGUCUAAUCUAAAAUUGCAACAGUAAUAUUGACUAUAUCCUAUCGAUCGAGCACGAACAAAUCCGAACAACAUAUCUCGAAGAAUUAUGUAUUAAAUAUAACAAAUAUUUUUUAUCGAUUAAAAAUUAUAUUAUUGAAUAAUAUCACGAAUAAAAAUAAAUAUAAUAUUUAACAUAUUUUCUUCGAGAUAUUUUGUUUGUUCGAUCAAUAAUAUAUAAGUACUAUCACGAUUCGAUUAAGCUAUGCAUUUUGUGAUUGGCCAGUGUUUUUUGUUAAUAAUUUUCAAUAAACCGGAGAAAGUUUUUGCAAAGAAAAAUGUUUAAAAUUACUUCAGAGAUCUUCAAUGUAUAGAUAUUUUAACAUUUUUGGGAUAUCUUAUUAUAUAGUUUGUGAUAUACAUACUUUGCUGAUAAUAGUUAUUGUUAAAAAGAAUUUCAUGAAGUAUUUAUUUCAUAUUAAAUUUAUAAAAUUUUUAUGCACUAUGUAUUUAACUUGUAAAAACUGAUUAUUCAAAUAUAUAAUAUUUUUUUAUAAUUAUUUUAAAUAAAAGUGUACAAUAAUUAAAAAUGUAUUUAUAUAGAACUUAUUUAUAAUUAAUAUUUAUAAUUAAAGAUAAUAUAAUUGAAAAUAAAACAUUAUGUAACUGAAAUCAAAAA
Messenger RNA from Apis cerana (Asiatic honeybee), 2523 nucleotides. RefSeq names its product intraflagellar transport 57 (gene IFT57). Gene Ontology annotation, cellular component: intraciliary transport particle B; microtubule organizing center; cilium. The record is from RefSeq and is a predicted model, not a curated record. NCBI's taxonomy places the organism in Eukaryota, Metazoa, Arthropoda, Insecta, Hymenoptera, Apidae. Gene Ontology annotation, biological process: non-motile cilium assembly; intraciliary transport.